GCUGCGUCUCCCACGUGUCUGCCAGCAUCCCUGAUUGGACUUGGGGGGGCCCACAUGGUUCGAGGGAUGUUGGGAAACUCUUCCAGCAGACAGCAUCGCACUUCACUUUCUACAGAUCGAUCCACAUCUCUAUCCUUCACAAGCAGGGAAGACGUCACAUUUGUUUCUCAGCAGAAUAAGGUAUACAAAGCAACAGUGCUCUGUUUCUUUCGGGGAGGACAGGGUAUAAUGGCGGCGGCCGGUGUUAUGACCAAGCUGCGUUCCUGAUCUGACUCUGCUAUCACCUUUCAUCAGCUGUUCUCCACGAACUGGGACACAUUUCACCCGAUCCACCAAUGUUUUCUUCCUAAACAGCACCGCUCCCUUAUCACAUGGAUAAACAGCCCACGGUGGUGUUUCGAAAUGUGGGACAGCUGUACUUCCCCCAAUCCAGAGUUGAGUGCCACUACAGUCUUACCUCUGACCACCAGUGGAGCAGCGGGGACUGGAUAGGGAUUUUUGAGAUGGACUGUUCGUCAGUGAAACAGUACCACACGUACACGUGGGCUGUUGUUCCUGAAGGCUACACGAGGGGUUCAGGCGUCAACUGCUGUGCACUUUUUCAGGCGUCGUACCUGCCCCGCCCCAGCGGUGUGGAGUAUCAGUUUGUAUACGUGGAUUCGAGGGGAGAGGUGUGUGCCCGAAGUCGCUCCUUCACCUUCCGCUCUCCCAAGCCGCUGGAGGAGCUGGAGACCCUGAGAGAAGAGCAAGAUGAGGAGGAUGGAGAGGAGGAGCUGCAGAUAGUCAUCCCCAGGGCUCAGCUGUUGCAGAGUCAGCUGGAGGAGUGCUUAAAAAAACAAGCCAAUCUCCUGCAGGCUCUGGAUGAGGCAAAAGAGGAGAAAGAGAACGAGAAAAAGAACAGCAACAAAGCAAGGGAGGAGUGGGAGAGUCACAGAGAAGCGAUGAAGGAGGAGCUCUCACAGCUCACAGACAACAUGAGACUCAACUGUGAGAUGUUGAAGAAGAUGGAGGGAAAACACAAUGUAGAGGGAGGUCCUGCUUCCAGAUGUCUUGGGAAUGUGAAAUAUAGUCAAGAAAACCUGACGUUUGAACUGAGCAAACUGAUGGCUGAAAAAGCUGAGAGCCAGCAGCGAGUCAGAGACCUGGAGGAGAACAUCAAGGUCCUGAACGACAGGAAGAGAGAGGAACACAGCGACCUGGAAAGGCUGAAGGAGAGAGUGAAGAAAAUGUCCAUUCAAAUGAACCAUGAUGAGGAAAAGAGAAAGUGUCUGCAGGUGGAGAACCAGUCCGCCCUGGCGGAGGUCCGGGGGCUGCAGGAGCGCCUGGAGGCCAGUGAGCAUGCAGCCGAGGGCCUGCGCAGGGAGCUGAGAGAGCUGGGCACCCGCCACGGCCAGACCAGCACUGAGCUGCAUCAGGCCCGGCUGCAAGCGGCCCAGCUCACCCUGCUGCUGUCUGAGGAGAACCUGGUCCUCAGGGAGGAGCGUGCCACCUGGGCUCUGGAGAGGGAGGCUUACAAACAUGCAGCAGAAAGGGAUUCCAAGAAAUUACAAGAACUGAGCUGUGAGGUGCAGAAGAAGGAGGAGUGGCUCCAGGAGGAGAGGAUGGAGAGGGAGAAACUAGAAGUUGAGCUCGGGCAAGAGAGAGAUUGCAAUCGAGUGCUGCUAAGGGACGCUAGGCAGGAGCUGCAGGAGCUGAAGGCCAGCGUGAGGACGGCCCAGAAAGAGAGCGAGGAGCAGCAGGUGGACAAACAGGCGAGGGUUCCCAACCAGAGUACAUCCAUCUAUUCUAUAGCAAUCCGCAAGAUGUUUCCUAAUAAGAUUACUACCCAUCAGGAGCCGAUGAACUACACCCGGCAGUUCAACGGUGGAAUUCCUGCAUUCAUCUCUUCCGGCUCUUCCUCUGAGGACGACACGGAUGCUUCCUCAGCUUCCUCAGCUUCCUCGAGAUCAACGGGUUCGCCUCUUUUCCGGUCCACUCAGUCGGAUCAACCCAACAGAGCCGAGCUCCUUGCUGCAGAGACACACACCCGGAGACAAGAGGACGCAGCGGCCUCUGACUCACAGCGCUGUGGGCCCCCGGCUGGAGGAGGGAAGCUGCCGAUGCUUCCAGAACCUGUCGACCCCGUCCUGAGUGAGCCGGCCGACUCCCCCAUGUGGUAAACAAAAAGGAAGAUGGACGGCAACCCUGCAAUCUUCAAGGUUAAUCUAUUGUUGUUUAGUAGGGUCCUAUUUAUAGUGUGGAGCUUUUGACUCGUCAGUGUUUGUAAGUGUCCUCAAUUGUGUUUAUUACUGCUAAUGCUUAAGGAUUAAUGAAACUUUCUUUUAGAUUUUCGUAGGCAGAUACCAGAUUUUUUAAAAUAUUUUUAGCUAAUUAAAAUGUGGAUAUGUUGUUUUGAGAAAAGCUUGGAUUUAAUAGCCUACAACUUGUUUUGGUGGCACAUCAGCCCAUAACCUCUGCAUGUGAGUGUGAAUCCUGAGGCCUCGUCAUGUGUGGGUGUCUUACAUACAAGUGUGAAAUGUAUACUGCUGGCUGGGGGAAAAUCAAUGUUGAUUUACGAUACUUUUAUUAUUUGAUCUGGGCACGAGGCUCCUUAAUGAAAUAUGAUGUGGAAUAUGUGUUGACGGCUGUCUUUUUUUAGCACAUUUCCAACGUGAGACUUUCCUUGUAAAGGUGCAAAGUGAAAGCAAGAACACAACAUCUGGAUGCUAAAAGGUCUC
This is a messenger RNA of Pungitius pungitius (ninespine stickleback), 2717 nucleotides long. Its product is annotated as calcium-binding and coiled-coil domain-containing protein 1-like. The transcript has 14 exons. Bases 372 to 2159 code for a protein of 595 amino acids. NCBI's taxonomy places the organism in Eukaryota, Metazoa, Chordata, Actinopteri, Perciformes, Gasterosteidae. The record is from RefSeq and is a predicted model, not a curated record. Gene Ontology annotation, molecular function: transcription coactivator activity. Gene Ontology annotation, biological process: positive regulation of transcription by RNA polymerase II.